AUGCCCCUUUUGGUGAGCACUUUCAUCCUCUCCACUGAUUUCAAGAAGGGAGACUGCAUUGAACUCAAGUAUUAUGGACUUGAGAAAAAACACCCCCCUCUCUCUCUCUCUCUCUCGGUAAAAAUUUUUCUCUUCUCUCACUUUCACUAUUUCUCAUUCAUUUCUCUCUCUUACAAUUUAUCUUCUUUUCUCUUUGGCUUUCAUAAUUUCUUUGCCCUGUUCAAAAUUUCAGUUCCCCCAUCUCUCUCUCAAUAUCUGUUCACCGUCUCUCUCUCUCUCAAUAUCUGUUCCCCAUCUCUCUCUCUCUCUCUCUCAAUAUCUGUUCCCCAUCUCUCUCUCAAUAUCUGUUCCCCAUCUCUCUCUCUCUCUCAAUAUCUGUUUCCCUUUAUUCUCUCAAGAAUUUCUGUUCUCUUUCUCUCUUUCUCUCUUUUGUUUUCUUUUUUGUUUCUCUCUUUCAAUUUCUGUUGCCCGUCUCAUUCUCUCUCACUCAAUUUCUGUUCCCCCGUCUUUCUCUCUCUCGCAAUUUCUUUUCCCCUUCUCUCUCUCUCUCUCUCUGUCUCUCUCUCUCUUUCUCUCUCACAAUUUCUUCUAUGUCUCUUUCAUAAUUUCUCCCCCCUUUCCUUUUUUCAUAGUUUCUCUCUCACUCCCCAUGGAAAAGCUGUCAAAACAUAUACAGGUAAAGAGCUCUUUACUUGCUACAUCUUCACCUAUGUCUCUUCAGUGCUGGUCACUAUCAGUAUGAUUCAUUUUCUGAUUUCGAUCAGUGCUAACUACACACACCUGAAAGACUCAAGAUUUGCCACAUACAACGCUUAUGAUACGGAGGAACAGGAAGUUUUUCUUCUCUUUCUUCUCCUUUUCUUUCUCAUUUUUUGUCUUCUUUUUCUUUUUGUCUUCUUCUUUGCCUUCUUUCUUUUUUCAUUCUCUUUCUUUUUCUUUCUUCUUCUUUUUGUCUUCUUUUUCUUCUUCUCCUUCCUUUUCUUCUCUCUUUUAUCUUUUUUCUUUCUUCUUCUCUUUCUUCUUCUUCUAUUACUUUCUUCUCUUACUCUUUCUUUUUCUUAUUAUUAUUGA
This is a messenger RNA of Acanthosepion pharaonis, 1071 nucleotides long. The record is from the annotation of a GenBank genome assembly. Lineage: Eukaryota; Metazoa; Mollusca; Cephalopoda; Sepiida; Sepiidae.